AUGUUGAAACUUAUAUCAUUUCUCGCAAUACUGUUCGCAUUUCUGGAUCUAACCUUCGGUCAGUGGAGAUGCAAUGUAUGCUUUAGCACGGGCAUAGCUUGCGUGGACAGUCGAUCCUAUAUUUAUUGCGGGGACUCAGUUACCGACACUGAUACACACAGCUGUCCUGACGACACUGUCUGCACGGGCACGGAUGAGAUAUGUGUGUCCCCCAGUGAGUCUGUAAGUGCUGCUUGCGAUGGGAACAGUUGUGGCGAUUGCCUUUUAACUGAUAGACGUUAUGCCUGUUUGAGUGAAUUUGAAUAUGGAUUUUGUUACAAUGAAACUACCGUUUUCGAGAAUAGCAUUUCUACAUGUCCUGAUGGCUACUAUUGCACAUUGGAGAACUAUGUCUAUUGCGCCCCCAUGGAAUCGUCAACUCCUUCUUGCGAGCCUUCGACGACAACAAUAGAACCGACAACGAGCUCUACAGACUCAUUAUCUAGCACCACAGACACGAAUACUUCACCCCAACAAUCUACGACAGAUUUUUCUACAUCAGAUUCCACAUGGAAAACUUCAACGACAAAUGCCCCACAGGACUCUUCCACCACAGAAUCUUCAACUUCAGAUUCCACGAACGAUUCUUCUACAUUGCAAUCUUCUACUACAGAUUCUUCAAACGAGUCUUCCAGCUCUACAGAUUCAUCAAAUGAUUCUUCCACCUCAGAAUCUACAACGACGGAUUCGUCUUACGAUUCUUCUACCACAGAUUCUUCAAAUGACUCUUCCAGCUCUACAGGUUCAUCAUCCACCACAAACGCAUCAGAUGACACUUCCACGCCAUUGUCUACGGAAUCAACGAUAACGACGACAGAUUCAUCAAAUGAUUCUUCCAGCACAGAUUCGCCUUACGAUUCUUCUACUACAGAUUCUUCAAAUGACUCUUCCAGCUCUACAGAUACAUCUUCCACCACAAACGCAUCAGAUGACACUUCCACGCCAUUGUCUACGGAAUCAACGAUAACGACGACAGAUUCAUCAAAUGAUUCUUCCAGCACAGAUUCGCCUUACGAUUCUUCUACUACAGAUUCUUCAAAUGACUCUUCCAGCUCUACAGAUACAUCUUCCACCACAAACGCAUCAGAUGACACUUCCACGCCAUUGUCUACGGAAUCAACGAUAACGACGACAGAUUCAUCAAAUGAUUCUUCCAGCACAGAUUCGCCUUACGAUUCUUCUACUACAGAUUCAUCAAAUGAUUCUUCCAGCUCUACAGAUUCAUCUUCUACCACAAACGCUUCAGAUGAUACUACAGAAUCAACAAUAUCAUCUACGGAUUCUUCAACAAGCGAAUCUACAACAACGGAUUUUUCAACCGAGUCUUCCACUUCUACAGAUUCACCAGCGGAAUCAUCUACUAUAAGUUCAUCAACUGAUUCCUCCACUAAAGAUUCAACAGAAUCAACAAUAUCUUCAACAGAUUCAUCAACUGAUUCGUCCACGUCAGACUCUACAACGACGGAGUCGUCCAAUAUUUCUUCCACAACUCCUGUAGAUUCAUCCUCUACUUCAUCAACAGAUACUUCCACACAAAAAACCACAGAAUUUACAAUAUCCACGACAGAUUCUGUAAAUGACACUUCCACAACAUCAUUCCCACGUACAACUACAGCUUCUAGUUCAACAACAGAAGCAUUUAACCCCGAUUCCUAUUGCGCCGGUUUGAAACAGAAGGGAUAUUUCCGCGUUGAGACUGAUACAACAUGCCAAGACUACGUCUACUGUUAUAAGCUGUCCACUGAUUAUCUGGGAUGGCUAUAUCAUUGCAAUACGAAUUUGUACUACAAUUCCCAGACGGCUCUGUGCCAAUCUGAAAGACCUGAUGAUUGCUAAGAUGAAACACAUGUUUCGAUCAGUACAAAAUACAAUAAAAUACAA
This is a messenger RNA of Drosophila willistoni, 1920 nucleotides long. RefSeq names its product dentin sialophosphoprotein. The transcript has 4 exons. The coding region runs from base 1 to 1875 and encodes 624 amino acids. Lineage: Eukaryota; Metazoa; Arthropoda; Insecta; Diptera; Drosophilidae. The record is from RefSeq and is a predicted model, not a curated record. Gene Ontology annotation, cellular component: extracellular region. Gene Ontology annotation, molecular function: chitin binding.